Sphaerodactylus townsendi is the source of this 1622-nucleotide messenger RNA. It is a transcript of the gene HSD11B1, whose product is annotated as hydroxysteroid 11-beta dehydrogenase 1. Gene Ontology annotation, molecular function: 11-beta-hydroxysteroid dehydrogenase (NADP+) activity; steroid binding. The record is from RefSeq and is a predicted model, not a curated record. Bases 302 to 1189 code for a protein of 295 amino acids. NCBI's taxonomy places the organism in Eukaryota, Metazoa, Chordata, Lepidosauria, Squamata, Sphaerodactylidae. Gene Ontology annotation, biological process: steroid catabolic process. The transcript is spliced from 6 exons. Gene Ontology annotation, cellular component: intracellular membrane-bounded organelle; endoplasmic reticulum membrane.
UAUUUUAAACGUAGGGACAGGAAAUAUGAAAUGGGACGGCCAGGAUCCAAAGUGACGCUGUCACUUAGGCCGAAGUUUAUCAACUCUUGACAAAGAGCAAAUUAGAUGCUUGUGAUGGAGCUGUUGCCACGAGCACCCUGAAUUGUGAGAAGGUUGGACAGUUGGAGAAGUUGCUGCCUCUGCACUAGCAGGUUUUUACAGCAUAGACAUUGCUCCUUCUGCCUGGAACAGCUCUGCAGGGCUUUUUUUCUCCUUCCUUUUUUGCUUCUCAUGCUUGAUUAUUUCCUGACUGUACACUGGGAUGGGUCUGUUGCAAAAGAUUCUGAUUCCCUUUGUUGGAUUGGUCUUGGCCCUCUGGUUUUAUUCAGGAAAGGAAGAUUUUAAACCCGAAAUGCUGCAAGGGAAACAUGUGAUUGUUACUGGGGCAAGCACAGGAAUCGGCGAACAGAUGGCAUACCACCUGGCACACAUGGGUUCCCACAUACUGAUCACUGCGCGGACAGAAGCCAGGCUCCAGAAAGUUGUCAUUCGAUGCCUGGAGUUGGGUGCGGCAUCUGCCAGCUACAUGGAUGGAAGCAUGGAAGACAUGGGGUUUGCUCGGGAUGUGGUAAAGAAAGCAGAGGCAUUAUGGGGAACCCUAGAUAUGCUUAUUCUGAAUCACGUUACUGCUGCAAACCUCAGUUAUUUCAAUAGUGACACUGAACACAUGCAGAAGCUCCUCAAUGUCAAUUUCCUUAGCUAUGUGGCCAUGACAACUGCAGCUCUUCCUAUGCUCAAGAAGAGUGAAGGGCCAAAUAUCAUAGUGGUUUCAUCCCUGGCAGGUAAAAUUGGUUUCCCAUUCAUGGUUCCCUAUGCUACUGCUAAGUUUGCUCUGGAUGGAUUUUUCAGCUCCUUGAGGCAGGAAUUUGUUAUCCAGAACACCAAUAUUUCCAUCACCCUCUGCAUCCUCGGACUCAUCGACACAGAUACUGCUAUGAAAGCUACUUCUGGUGUGUUCAGCUCUUUCCCAGCAGCACCAAAGGAGGAGUGUGCCCUAGAAAUCAUAAAAGGUGGAGCCCUGCGCCAACGUGAUGUUUAUUAUAAAUAUUCCGCUGUAAAGAUCCCUGUAUUGUUCCGGGACUGGGUCCCAGAUCUCCUGGAUUACCUCAUCAGGAUGCUAUUUGACGUGAAAAAGCUAAAAGAAAAUUAGUGACUUUUGCUUAACUAUUUAUAUUUCAUGCUACACAGACCCGUGGUGUUGCAGCUGUACUUCCCUUUUAGCUCAGACUGUCUCUGGAGGCCUAACUAGGAUGCGUUACUGGGAGAUGAACCAAUAUCACUUUACCCCAGCAUUUAAAAAUAAAAAAUAAAACUAGCAGGUCUGUAAGGCUCCAGUUCAGAUAGGGGUUAAUGAAGGAUGUGGGGCUAACUUUUUAAUCCCUGCACCAAUUGAAUUCUUCUCCCUACACUGUGAGCCUUUGAAGAAAGAAACCCUCUAAGGCUAAUAAUGUAUCUGCAGAUGAGCAGAUUUUAUAAUUGAAACCAUGUGAGCAAAAGAGCCCACUACCCAUGUCAUGGCUUCUGUCCAAACCAGGUCUCGGAGUGGCUGUUUCUAUUUAAUAAACACUGGAAUGUUCUCAUGA